CUUCCCCUCAACUCCACAAUUGCUAUUUGCACUCCGCUCUUACAAUGCAGCGAAGGGCGAAGUGAGGAUCAAAAUACUCGUAGCCAAUUCGCUGGGUAGGUGUAACGGAAAAAAUUACCCCGCAAGACAGACAUGAGAUCCUUGACUGCAGGGUGGAAAUCUCGACCCGGGGUUCUGGAUAUGGGAAUCAGUCCCAGAACAGUAAGUCAGAAAUCGAAACACGCGGCGGAGUGCCAGGAACAUAUAAGUUGGGCUUUGAUAUGUUCAUGUUUAGCUCAACAAGAUCUCAACACUCUCUUCACCGUCAGUCAGGAAUCUUCAUGAUGGGAAACCAAAAUCAGUCUGUCAAUUUGUACACUUGGGGCUGUAGUUUGUUCGCUGCAGUCGGCUCUCUUCUCUAUGGGAUUGACUCUGGUGUGAUAUCGACUACCAUAUCCCACCAAAGUUUCCUCACAAAGUUUGCUCCAUUUACACCUUCAAUCAAAGGUGCUGUCGUCAGUAUCUUCGGUGCUGGCUCAUUCUUCGGAGUCAUAUUUGCUGGAUGGGCAGCCGACGCUUGGGGACGUAAAAGGACAAUUCAAUUUGCAUCGAUCAUCGCUAUCAUUGCUGGUGUUAUCCAGGCCGCUGCUGUUAAUGUUGGAAUGCUAAUUGCGGGCCGUUUUAUUGGGGGAGUUGCAGUUGGUAUCAUGAAUAUGACUAUACCAAUAUAUAACAGCGAGAUCGCACCACCUGCGAAGAGGGGAAUGAUCGCGGGUCUGCAUGCACAGUUUGUUGGCGUUGGUUUUGCAGUCUCGAAUUGGAUCGGAUUCGGGUGUUCCUAUGCAACGAAUGACUUCCAAUGGAGGUUUCCACUGGCUUUCCAAUGCGUACCGGCCGUAAUCCUUCUAGCAGGAAGUUUCUGGCUUCCCUUCUCCCCUCGCUGGCUCAUGGAGAAAGAACGCGAUGACGAGGCUUACACCGUGCUCAAACGUCUUCACGGAAACAUUGGCGCAGACGAAUCUUUCUUCCAAGCCGAGUUCAGCCAAAUGCGAGAUCAGAUCCGAUUCGAGAACAGUGUCUCAGUUCGAAGCUUCUCCGAUCUCUUCACCAAGCCCAGCAAUAGGAAGAGACUCAUACUUGCAAUUCUUGUCCAAGUCUUCACACAACUUUCCGGUAUUAACGUCAUCAAUUAUUACCAGACGGAUCUGUACAAGGGAUUGGGCAUUACCGGUCAUAACGUCACAUUGCUGGCGAGUAUUUAUGGAAUGGUUGGUCCGAUUGCCAAUGUAAUCUGUCUGUACUUUGUCGACAGCUGGGGACGGAAGAAGACCCUUUGGAUCACAGGCAUUAUCAUGACUGUGGACAUGGGACUUGUCAUGGCCAUGACCGGAGCGUUCAGUCAGACCAGUAAUGUUAUCGGUAAGGGAUUCGGAAUUGCAUUCAUAUUCUGCUUCUCUAUCAUCUACUCUCUCGGAUACAACUCUAUCCACUACAUCUACGUCCCAGAAAUUAUGACAAUGGCCAUCCGUGCUAAGGGUUCCGCCAUAUCAGUCUGCUCCAACGUCUUGGUCAACAUCGUUUUUAAUCAAGUCUCACCCAUUGCAUUUGCCUCUGUCGGGUACAAAUACUACUCCUUGUUUAUCUGUACUAACGCUGUCGGAGCUAUUGUGGUCUUCCUCAUGUUCCCCGAGACCAAAGGCAAGAGCUUAGAGGAAAUCGCUGCUAUCUUCGGAGACGAAGUCAUUGUGGCCAAUCUUGAUGCUACUCAGAACAAGAUCGUGGCUCAGGGUGCGGAGGACGAGCAGGUUGAGCGUGUGGCAGGGAAAGCGGAGAAUAAGUAG
Molecule: messenger RNA, 1820 nt
Organism: Cadophora gregata
Lineage: Eukaryota; Fungi; Ascomycota; Leotiomycetes; Helotiales; Ploettnerulaceae
Exons: 6
Coding region: 261-1820 (519 amino acids)
Biological process (GO): transmembrane transport; carbohydrate transport
Cellular component (GO): membrane
Molecular function (GO): carbohydrate:proton symporter activity
Source: RefSeq, a predicted model, not a curated record